GUUGAUACCUCCGAAAUGACUCGAGAGAAACUUGAACAGUUCACACUAAGAGUAAAAGAAGAACUUGAUAAGGAAAGAGAGGAGCGUAAUUACUUCCAGUUAGAAAGAGAUAAAAUUAGAACAUUUUGGGAGAUCACGCGACAACAGCUCGAAGAAGCUAAAGCUGAAUUGAGGAAUAGAGAACGAGCUACUGAAGAAGCGCAAGAAGAAAAUGAAGCUUUACUUGAAACUGAAAAGCAAAAAAUCAAACAUUUAAAAUAUGAACAACAAGCCGCUGCAGCAGCUUUAAGGGCUGAAAAUUUAGUGGCACUGAAAGCAGCCAAAGAAGAACACACUGAACAAGAACUUGAACUUCUAAAUGAUAAAAGAUCUUUGCGACAAGAAAUUAGAGAGAAAAUGUUAGCAGCCCAGGAUGAGCUACGAAGAGCGAAAUUGAUACACGCUGAGGAAUUAUCUAAAACCAGAGCUGACUUUGAAGAGAGAGCUCGUCAGAUAGAAGACAAAGCAGACAAAAAAUUACAUGAAACAAAGACCGAGUUAACGGUGAAACAUAGGACGGAAAUCGCUGAAGUUGAGGAAAGGAAAAAUAAACAGUUGUCAGAUUUGAUAGCUCAUCACGAGAGAGCCUUCUCCGAUUUGAAGAAUUAUUACAAUGACAUCACUUUAAAUAAUUUAGGUCUUAUAAGCAGCUUGAAGCAACAAAUGGAAGAAAUGCAAAAAAUAAAAGAGCGAGCUGAGAAGAUAGCCAGGGAUGCUUUAGCUGAGGCCAAGGGCCUUCGAGAGCCACUCGAAGCGGCUAUUAUUGAUAACAAAGAGUUGAAACGGCAGAUGUCGAACUACGACCGCGAUAAGGCCGCGUUAGCUGCGAAAACAAAACAAUUGGCGUCUCUUGAGGAACAAUUCGAAGUUCUCAAAUGGGAAUAUGAAGUUUUGCAAGUUAGAUUCGACCGAAUAUUGACAGAAAGAGACGAACUUAAAGCAAGAUUUUCAAAAGCAGUGCUCGAAGUGCAGCAAAAGGCGUCUUUAAAAACUGCACUUCUAGAAGCUAAGCUGAAGAAUUUCGAAGGUCGUGACUUGGGUCCGAGGGAGAUACACGAUCUUAUUAAAUUAAAAGACACUCAAGUUGAAGAUUUGAGGUAUGAAACAGCUAGACUGCGCAAAGCUCAUGAUGAUUUACUGGCGACUUACGAAGCAAAAUUGGCCAAAUUGGGUGUACCGCUUGAAGAAUUAGGUUUCAAGCCAUUGAGGGCUGUCGCUGUGGCUGGUCUGUCUCCUGUCAUCGGCCAAGGUCCAGCAGGCUUAGUAACGAAAGAUCAACUAUAGACGUGAUUACUAAAAUAUUAUACAUAGGGAAUGACUGACUAUACUGGUGGUAGGGCUUUGUGCAAGCUCGUCUGGGUAGGUACCACCCACUCAUCAGAUAUUCUACCGCAAAACAGCAAUACUUGAUAUUGUUGUGUUCCGGUUUGAAGGGUGAGUGAGCCAGUGUAUUUACAGGCACAAGGGACAUAAAAUCUUAGUUCCCAAGGUUGGUGGCGCAUUGGAUAUGUAAGCGAUGGUUGACAUUUCUUACAAUGCUAAUGUCUAAGAGCGUUGGUGACCACUUACCAUCAGGUGGCCCAUAUGCUCGUCCGCCUUCCUAUUCUAUAAAAAAAAAAAAA
Nymphalis io (European peacock) is the source of this 1661-nucleotide messenger RNA. It is a transcript of the gene Gas8, whose product is annotated as dynein regulatory complex subunit 4. Bases 16 to 1323 code for a protein of 435 amino acids. The transcript is spliced from 6 exons. Gene Ontology annotation, cellular component: microtubule; Golgi apparatus; motile cilium. The record is from RefSeq and is a predicted model, not a curated record. Gene Ontology annotation, molecular function: small GTPase binding; microtubule binding. Lineage: Eukaryota; Metazoa; Arthropoda; Insecta; Lepidoptera; Nymphalidae. Gene Ontology annotation, biological process: cell motility.